Messenger RNA from Saprolegnia parasitica CBS 223.65, 3068 nucleotides. RefSeq lists its product as hypothetical. The record is from RefSeq and is a predicted model, not a curated record. Lineage: Eukaryota; Oomycota; Saprolegniomycetes; Saprolegniales; Saprolegniaceae. The coding region runs from base 12 to 3029 and encodes 1005 amino acids. Gene Ontology annotation, molecular function: translation elongation factor activity; U5 snRNA binding; GTPase activity. Gene Ontology annotation, biological process: mRNA splicing, via spliceosome. The transcript is spliced from 11 exons. Gene Ontology annotation, cellular component: cytosol; U4/U6 x U5 tri-snRNP complex; U2-type catalytic step 2 spliceosome.
CUCGGGACGCCAUGAGCGAGUCGUUGUACGAUGAAUUUGGCAACUACAUUGGCCCGGAGCUAGAUGACUCCAACUCGGAGAGCGAGGAAGAGCGCGAAGAGUCCGAGCAAGAGGAUGGCGCUUCCGACGACGAGGCUGCCAGUGGGCAGGAGGCUGACGACGAUGACAACAUGGGCCGCGAGCCAUCCUCGGCCUUGUCCACGUACCGCGAAGAAGACCAUCGAAUUGUGCUGCAUGAAGACAAGCAGUACUACCCGGACGCGGAAGAGGUCUUUGGCGAUGCCGAGGUGCUGGUGAUGGAAGAAGAUGCGCAAGCGAUCGAGACGCCGCUCGUUGCGCCUGUCAAGGUCAAGGAGUUCUCGAGCGCCGAGCAGCCGCCAAAGACGACGUACUCGAACGAUUUCUUGGCCAGCUUGAUGGACCACCCGUCCAUGGUCCGCAACGUGGCUGUUGUCGGGGACUUGCACGCAGGCAAGACGGUCCUCUUGGAUCUGCUUGUCGAAGCGACGCACGAAGUCAAGUGGAAGGACCAACAGACCGAUGCGACGAAGAAAGCGAUGGCCGUCGAGCUGGAGCGACGGUAUACGGACACCCGCAUGGACGAGCAGGCACGCAAGGUCAGCAUCAAGUCGACGCCCGUGUCCCUCGUGCUGCCGUCCAGCAACGGCAAGUCGUUUAUCAUGAACAUCAUCGACUGCCCCGGCCACGUCAACUUUUCCGACGAAACGACGGCUGCCAUGCAAGUCGCAGACGGUGCGGUGCUUGUUGUCGAUGCCAUUGAAGGUGUCAUGAUGAACACGGAGCGCAUUGUCAAGGCAGCUCUUUUGUCGAAGCUCCCGAUCUUGCUCGUCGUCAACAAGGUUGACCGCCUCAUCAUCGAGUUGAAGUUACCGCCGGCCGACGCGUACUUCAAGCUCCUCCACACUAUUGAAGAGGUCAACAAGAUCAUUGAGACGCACACGCCCCUGGGGCAGCCGGCAAAGCGCGUGUCGCCGGAGCUCGGCAACGUUUGUUUUGCUUCGGCGCAGCAUGGCUGGCACUUUUCGCUCGAAUCCUUUUCCCGCCUCUAUAGCGAGAUCCAUCGCGGCGUCAACCCCACAGAGCUCGCGAAGCGGCUCUGGGGCGACAUGUACUAUGCGCCUGCGACGCGCACCUUCAAGAAGAAAGUGCCGUACGAGAACGCACCGCGCUCGUUCGUGUCGUUCAUUCUGGAGCCGAUCUACAAGAUUUAUGCUCAGGUACUGGGCGAGGACACGGCAACGCUGUCCAAGACCCUGCGGGACCUUGGGCUUCGCGUGCGCCGCGAGGACUUGCAUCUGAACCCGCGUCCGCUCCUCAAGCUCGUGCUCUCGCAGUUCCUUGGGCGGUCUGCAAGCUCGUUUGUCGACAUGGUGUCUCGGCAUGUACCGUCACCGCUCGAGACGGCGGCCAUCAAGGUCAAGUCGCUCUACACGGGUGAUAUGGACUCGAAGGUGGCGGCUGCGAUGCUGGCAUGCGACCCCACGGGCCCGCUUAUGCUCAACAUCGUCAAACUCUACUCGUCGACGGAUGGUACGACGUUCAGCGCGUUCGGUCGCGUCUACUCGGGCGCCGUGACGACCAACCAGCGCGUCAAGGUGCUUGGUGACAGCUACAGCAUCGACGACGACGAAGACAUGUGUGUGCGCUCGGUCGAGGCCGUCGGUAUUAGCCAAGGCCGGUAUAGCGUCCGCGUCAACCGCAUUGUCGCUGGCAACUGGGUCCUUCUCGAGGGCGUCGACAGCAGCAUCAUCAACAGCGCGACGAUCACUGACGCAUCCGAAGACGUCUUGGAAAGCGAGCGCGUGGGCAUUUUCACGCCGCUGGCGCAGCGUUUCGGCACGAGCGCUGUCGUCAAGCUCGCGGUCGAGCCGCUGAACCCAUCCGAGCUCCCCAAGAUGCUCGAGGGCCUGCGCAAAAUCAGCAAGAGCUACCCGUUGGUGACGACCAAGGUCGAAGAGUCAGGCGAGCACGUGAUUUUGUGCACGGGCGAGCUCGCGGCUGACUGCAUCUUGCACGACUUGCGCAAGAUGUACUCGGAGAUCGAGAUCAAGGUCGCUGACCCUGUCACUUCUUUCUGUGAGACGGUCAUUGAGACGUCGUCUGUGCAGUGCUUUGCCGAGACGCCCAAUCAAAAGAACAAGCUCACGAUGAUUGCCGAGCCCCUCGACGUCGGUCUCGCCAAGGACAUUGAAGCGGGCGUCGUGAGCCUUGACUGGCCGAAAAAAGACGUUGCCGAGUUCUUCCAGAACCAGUACCAAUGGGACGUGCUCGCCGCGCGAUCGGUCUGGGCAUUUGGUCCUGACGCAAAGGGCCCGAACGUACUGAUCGAUGACACGCUCUCGUCCGAAGUCGACAAGAAGGCGCUCAACUCGGUCAAAAACUCGAUCGUGCAAGGCUUCCAGUGGGGCUGCCGCGAAGGCCCUCUCUGCGACGAGCCGAUCCGCAGCAGCAAGUUCAAGAUCCUCCAUGCGUCUCUUGCAAACGAACCCAUUCACCGUGCUGGUGGCCAGCUCAUUCCGACCGCUCGUCGCGUCGUGUACUCUUCGUUCUUGACGGCGACGCCCCGGCUUUUGGAGCCAAUGUACGCGCUCGAGAUUCAGUGCCCCGCUGACACGGUCGCGACGUUGUACCAGGUGCUGACGCGCCGCCGAGGCCAUAUCACACAAGACACGCCCAAGGCAGGGUCGCCGAUGUACACGGUGCGCGGUUUCCUGCCCGUCAUCGAGUCGUUUGGCUUCGAAACGGACCUCCGCGUCUUCACGCAAGGUCACGCGUUCUGCACGCAGACGUUCGACCAUUGGGCGCUCGUCCCAGGCGACCCGCUGGACGCCAACAUCAUCCUGCGACCUCUCGAGCCGUCGCCCGUGGAUGCGCUCGCGCGCGAGUUCAUGGUCAAGACCCGCCGACGCAAGGGCCUGAGCGAGGAAGUGAACGUCUCCAAGUUCUUCGACGACCCGAUGCUCCAGGAGCUCGCCAAGCACGAUUUGGACGCAGACCAUCUCAUGUAAAAAGCCAGCUCACACGACCUCGUUUUAUAUUCUUUGGAA